CCGAAAUCAAAUUAUGUUAAACGCAAAUAGGUACGCGAUUGCGUUGAAUGUAUUUUACAUCCGGCAAAACGACGUCGCAGUAGCUGUAACAAAAUGCUGUUCCAACAUAUACCUAUACAGGUUUUUAAUUAAUUUGGAAACUCUAGUACUUUGGGACACCAUUUCCGCUCGCCUACUUUACAUAAAGGAAGUAUAGAUACCAAACUACGUUUUAUGAACGAUGUUGCUUAUUCAUAG
Molecule: messenger RNA, 237 nt
Organism: Acanthoscelides obtectus
Lineage: Eukaryota; Metazoa; Arthropoda; Insecta; Coleoptera; Chrysomelidae
Source: the annotation of a GenBank genome assembly